This is a messenger RNA of Oppiella nova, 566 nucleotides long. The record is from the annotation of a GenBank genome assembly. NCBI's taxonomy places the organism in Eukaryota, Metazoa, Arthropoda, Arachnida, Sarcoptiformes, Oppiidae.
UCACGAGAUCCAUUCCUCUAUUCAGUCUAAUCUCGACACUCGUCUGACAAACUCACGGGUUCUCCACAUUUAUCGCCAAAAACGCAAUAAUGCCGAUUGACGCGGUUUCGUUUGCCAAGGACUUCAUUGCCGGCGGUGUGUCGGCCGCUAUCUCGAAGACGGCGGUGGCGCCCAUCGAGAGAGUGAAACUCCUUCUUCAGGUCCAACACGCGUCCAAACAGAUCGCGGAAAGCCAGCGAUACAAAGGUAUUAUCGACGCGUUUGUACGCAUUCCUAAAGAACAGGGAGUCGUCGCCUACUGGAGAGGAAACUUCGCGAAUGUGAUCCGAUAUUUCCCGACUCAGGCGUUGAACUUCGCCUUCAAAGACAAAUACAAACAGGUCUUCUUGGGAGGGGUCGACAAAAACAAACAAUUCUGGCGAUACUUCUUAGGAAACCUGGCGUCCGGUGGAGCAGCCGGGAAGGAAUGGAAAGCUAAGAAUCUUAGAAUUCAGGGUCAUUUGGUUUGCGAUUGUCUGAACGCUUUGAUCGUAAGACUCGGUGCCGAAAUCCAAGUGAUAACCGGA